AAAGAUAUAGAUUAAAACAUGGCUCAACCAACCGUAUUUAAUGCUUCCUACAUUGAACCUACUGUUAUGCAUAACGGAAGUACUCUUUUGGAAAGAAGACAGCAGACGGCUCCUUUUCUGCAGCAAUUAGAACUUCCCUCACUACCUCCUUUAUCACAACUAUUAACUACAGAAAAAAAGCAGCAAGAAAAUAUCCAUACAGCCAUUGCAAGUACUGCUGCUGCUAUGGCAACAUCCAUCACUUCAACUGCACAGCCACUCAUUCAACAGGAUACAGGCGCCUUUUUACCAACAACCUCGGCUGUCUAUGAUACAAAUACGAUUCUACCUACGGAAGCCAUUUUAUAUAACAAUAACACCACGCUAGAUCCUACCAUGAUUGACCCACCCAUGUUUAAUCUCAUUUCAUCGGGUCUUACCGACCCUCAACAAUUGAUGAUGGGCAGACAGAGACAAACAAGUGUAUCAUCCAGUUCAUCUGAUAAGGUAUACUCUUUUGUGGCUAUCCCUGGCACAAACCAGAAAAAGAGACCUCGCCGAAGAUAUGAUGAAAUUGAACGUCUUUACCACUGCAACUAUCCUGGUUGUACAAAAUCCUAUGGUACAUUGAAUCACUUAAACGCUCAUGUGAGCAUGCAGCAACAUGUAAGUUUAUUGAAUAUAUAAAAAUAUAGUAAUUUAGAUAAUUAAAUAUCCGAUAUUUCAAGGGACCUAAACGUCAGCCAAGUGAAUUUAAGGAAAUGCGUAAAGAGUGGAGACGUCAAAAGAAAGAGAGAGAGAAUGCAAAAAAGGCAGCAGAAGCAGCAGCUCUCCAGCAACAACAACAACAACAGCAGC
This is a messenger RNA of Rhizopus microsporus ATCC 52813, 837 nucleotides long. RefSeq lists its product as uncharacterized. Gene Ontology annotation, biological process: regulation of DNA-templated transcription. The record is from RefSeq and is a predicted model, not a curated record. NCBI's taxonomy places the organism in Eukaryota, Fungi, Mucoromycota, Mucoromycetes, Mucorales, Rhizopodaceae. Bases 19 to 666 code for a protein of 215 amino acids. The transcript has a single exon.